Micropterus dolomieu (smallmouth bass) is the source of this 6277-nucleotide messenger RNA. RefSeq names its product signal-induced proliferation-associated 1 like 3 (gene sipa1l3). The coding region runs from base 19 to 2268 and encodes 749 amino acids. The transcript has 12 exons. The record is from RefSeq and is a predicted model, not a curated record. NCBI's taxonomy places the organism in Eukaryota, Metazoa, Chordata, Actinopteri, Centrarchiformes, Centrarchidae.
UGCACAGAGGAGUAUGAGAUGAAGACCAUGGAGCAGAAGUCAGAACCUGAGCCUCUGGCAGCAGGCUACCGACCCUCCCCUCGCCCGACGUGGCGAUGGGACAGCCCACCCAUUCCUCCAGGGCUCCACAGUGCCCCCAACCCGCAGCGCUGGGCUCCCAUGGGUCCCCCACCUCCUCCCCUUCCCCGCUCACACAAGGCCAUGAUGCCUGUUCCUUACAGGGAGCCACAGCACCUCAACUCUAAGAGGCCAGUGAGCUACCCAGAGAACCACUACAGUCUGUCUCCUGCAGGAGGUGACAGGGUGCUGCCCUACAGAAACCCCUCAGCCAGCUUCUCCUCCCCCUCUUCAGGCCUGGUCGCCCUCUCUGCAAUGGGGCCACCUGGUAUCACACCAGGCCCCUUCGUACGCUACAAACCCUCACCUGACAGAUAUGGAACAGGACAGCGCCCCCUGCUGCCCUAUGAGCCCCACCUCAGUGUGGACAUCACCUCCAGCGGAGAGUCUUCCUCAGGCUUCACUAGUCAGGAGAGCACCAUGGAGCGCUGCAAAACAGAACCCCUCUGGCAUGUCCCAGCGUCGUCGUCUCGGGGACCAGGUGGUGGAGGGGGACAGAGAAGACUGCACAAACAGGAUAUCCCUGGGAAAGACUCUCCAAACAGACACUCAAAGGGCGAGGCUCAGUACUCCAGCCACUCCAGCAGUAACACUCUGUCCAGCAACGCCUCCAGCAGCCACAGCGACGAGCGCUGGUUCGACGGAGGAGCCGGAGGAGAGCGAGGAGGCGGGGGUUGCCUCAGCGAUGCAGCUGACCCCGACCCUGAACAUAUCAACAAGGGGGGGUCUAACGACAGUGGCAUUGACGCCUCGACCCACUACAACAACACGCGCCACGGAAACAUGUCCAACAGCCAGUCUCAUAAGCCCGUGCACUGCUUCGCGACCUACAGCGGUAUCCCGGAACUGUCCGUGGGAAGGAGCGGUGGCGGGGGAGAAGUUAGGAGACGAGAGUCUUCGCCCAUCAUACCAGGCAAUCAGAACAAAGGGUACCGAACAAGGACGUUCCCGCCUCCUGGCUCCAGUGCUGAGAAAAUGGAUAGUUUCAAACCCAGGGCCUACACACCUCAGGGUUACAAGACUCCGACAGCUGAGAAAGCCCGGCCAGUCCGAGCCGCUACGACAACACCCACUUCAGCCCAGUUAAGCUCCACACCGCUGUCCAGCUCUGCCCCCAAGGCCUUCUAUGGGAAGAGCAGACAAACCGCCUGGCAGACUGAAGAUACCAGCCCGUCACCUUCAAAUGCAACCACAACGUGCAGCUCUGGCAGCAGCAACGGCAGCAGCAAGAAGCAGGUGGAUACGAACUCAAAGAACGUGUUUGGUCAGCCUCGGCUCCGAGCAUCACUGAGGGACCUGCGUUCUCCACGACGGACAUACAAAAGCACCAUCGAAGACGACCUGAAGAAACUGAUAAUCAUGGACAACCCGGGAGAGGCGCCACAAAGAGAUCCCUCUCCCAGACGAACCUUGCAGCGCACCUUUUCAGAUGAGUCACUUUGCAGCGGGCGCAGGGAGGCCAGCUUCGCCAACUCUGAGAGCCAGUCGACCCCCACUGACGUGCUGUUCACCUGCACGCUGCCCACACGCAGACACGCCGUCUCCUCCAACCACAUACAGAGCAAGAAGGUGCCUCUGUCUGCCUCGGAGCUGUCUCUCUCAGAAGUUAGAGACAGAGUUCCCCCACUGAGGAGGCUCGAUCCCGGGCUGAUGCCUCUCCCUGACACAGCCUGUGGAUUGGAGUGGUCCAGCCUGGUCAAUGCUGCUAAAGCCUACGAAGGUGAGGACGCAGACACUUCAACAUUAGCACAAAGAGCAGUUUCCCUCUUCUCGCUGACUGAGCCGCAGGUUGGAGGUCCAGACAUGAGACCAGUCAUCAGUCCGGUCCAGUUCCACACUCCUCAGACACCUCGAACCACGCCAACCUUCAGCGGCGACGAGGUGCCCAACGAUUUGUCUGGUCGGCUCUACCACCUGGAAGUGAUGUUAAAACAGCUGAACACUGAUCUGGAGAGAGAGAAGCAGGAUAAAGUCGUUCUGCUUGCAGAGAUGGCCAACCUGAGAGAGAACAACCAGCGCCUGCAGGAGGAGAGCCUAACAGCCAGUGAGCAGCUGCGCAAGUUCAGCAGGAUUUUUACUAACCUGGACAAGACAGAGAGCGACCACGAGGCUCACUCCUUAACACACGAAGCUGACUCAAAGAGGGAGUGAUAUCGGCACCUGCAGAAGAAGAAGAAGAAGAAGAGUGUGAGACACUGAGUAUGGGCGUCUGUGAGAGAAAUACUCUCAUUGCUCCUGAUUUCUUGCACACACAGGGGCGGCGGGGGUCACAAAGAUGUCACCUCACUCAGCUCCAACUGGACUGCCUUAAACCAUAGAGAUAGCCAGGAAAAAAAAAGACAAUUGUGAUUUUUAACACUCCCAGAAAAUCUCACUAAGCCUGUGCACAGAGCAGAGACCCUCCCUCUCUAGUCACUGAGCCUGUUUAUUUUUAUAAACUGAAGUCUUAUACACAUGUCAUAUAUGUAAAUACAUAUGCUACUAUGCCAGAGGAGCGAGUAGGAGAGGAGAACCUGACUGUGUUAGAGAACACUACAUCACCUGGAGAGGCCUAAUACUGUUCCUGCAGCGAAUCAGCCAAAAAAGAAAAAAGACUCACUACAGACUGCAUCUCCCAGAAUGCACUAGAAUUAAUGGAGGCUCUACAGACAUGGUACUGCAGAUAGAUGCCUGUGUGGUACAAUUCUCAUGUAUCAUUGUUAUCUAUAUUGUACUGAUAUUGUAAAACGGUCGUACUAAAGAGGUGUGUGUGUGUGUGUGUGUGUGUGUGUGUGAUGGUACAGCGAAUACUCAGAAGCAUUAUGGCACAACAGUGUUUGUGCUCAAGGCAAGAUGCAUUUUAUUACCCUUUGGUGUGAGUGUGUGAGAAAGCGGUUGAAUGUUGCUGGUCUGUUAAAGGACGUUUGAGUGAUGAACAAACUAGUUUACUGUAAUAUGAAACUUGCCGGCCACAAUAUUUUUCUUUCCUCCGUUUACAUGGAUGAACCGUGGCCCUUUUUAGAUGUGAAAUAAGCCAUCAGUGAGUGUUGAGCGAGUGUAAAUGGACGAUGUCAUGAAGCUCAGUGACAUAAUGGUAUCAUAUCUCUAAUGUAGUGCAUUGUUUUGAAUUUUUAUGCAGUGCCCUGUCAUCUCAGAUCUAAAUGUAACGUUACUGGAUAAUUAUUUUAACCUUCAGUCAUUAUAGCACAGUAUCUGCUUUGAAAUAGUCUUUUUUUGUAAUAUUUAAAACAAUAUUUUGGGGAAAUACGCUUUAUGGCGGAGAGAUUUGAUACCGUCAGUAUCUGGAAGACUGGAAAUGGGAAAAGAUGGCUAGCCUAACUCUGCCCAAACGUCAUAAAGUCCGCCUACCAGCACCUUUAAAGCUCACUAAUUAACACAUGUCGUUUGUUUAAUCCCAAAACAAAAAAUAUUUUUUAGUGCAAGGAACCUAUUUUUCUGUGUUUUUGAGGGGUUUAGGAUGUCAGAAAACAUGAACACUUGCCUCAACCUAAACCAGAGGUUUUCAAAGUGGAAGGCGGGCACUAACUUUGGAUUUUACAUCAGUUAUCAAAAGGAGAUAUAUUAAAUAGCCUCAAUGUGUGUGAUUUGGUUAAAGAGAGAGUUCAGAGAUAAAGUGUUUUGGGGGAAUUUUAUUAUUUUUAAUAAGCAAACGGCAACACUAAGCUGUCUUGGCUUAAUUCUGUCUGUCUAUGUGAUUAUAUAAUAUAAUUAUGAUCCCUUGGGCAUCCAGGACUUGAGCAAAACUAACCAAGUAAAGUAAGGGAGGGGCACCUUUUUCCAAGUUUUGUCUGAGGGGAGGCCCACAGUCUCAGACUCUGAAAACCCCUGCACUAAACCCAACAGGAAGUCAGCCAGUUUGAAUUUAAUGACAUUUUUCGCCAUACUCAAGCUCCGUACUUUAACGAACUCCUCCUACAGAAUGAAUAUGAUUGACUACAAAUUUGUGCAUUCCCUUCUUUGUAAUUUCUAAAUUGCGAAGUAUUUUAGGAUUCAUCAAACAGCAUUGUUAUGGCAAUGCAGCGAAUUUUGAUGUUCUAAAAUAAAUAAGCGUAUUCAUAGAUUGAGUGUUUCAACUUAAGAAACAGUGGCACAUCAACACACAAUGUCAGAUCAUUUCCACAUUUUACAUGUUUGAGAACUGCAGUGUCCAAUAUUCAGUGACUAAAUCAUAGUUGUCGCUCUUGCGUUUGGGUGCAAGGACCUGUUCAACACUGAUUUUAAUUUUAUUUGUUUUGAAUCACACACUUGAUUUUGAUAGCUGUGCCCUCAUAGUAUUUAGAUAUAAAAACAAACCAUAUAUAACUUGUCACUUAGUGAGCUUGCUGGAUUUUGCUACCAUUGGAUAGAGCCAGGACAGUCUUUAUGCUAAGCUAACGGACAGUUGGCUGUAGCUUUAUUGUUAACGGCUAAACACGAGAGUGACGUCAGUCUUCUCACCUGUGCUAAAAAGUGAAUAAUGGUAUUUCCCAAAAAUAUUAAGCUAUUUUAAUAAUCGCGUCUUCUUUGCGUACUAAUGAAAAUUAAGCUGUCGCCAUUAACGUGAGCUUGUAGAAGAAAACAUUUACUGUAGAUGAAAGACGACACUGAAACUCCUUUAUAUCAGAACCAGUCUGUCUGUGUGUAUGAGAGGAUUUGUCCCUGUGUUCUGUGAUAACCCAAAUGAACACUAAAUAUGCUAUUUAUACAGCUAGCUUGCUUAAUGAUAUUGUCUACUAUAUCUAUUUUUCAUACAGAAAUAAUGUGUGUGUGUGUGUGUGUGUUUCGGAUGCUGGUACUGAAUGGACAAUUCAUCCCUGCAGAGGAUGGAUCUUAUCUUCCUGUGUCAGUUUAGCUAUUGCUGAUAUAUAUUUAAAAAAAAAACAGUUUAAAAAGUAAAUGAUCAUGUCCUGCUCUGCCCUGUAGAACAAAUACAAAUACUCCCUGGUCUGACUGGAACUGUUGAAUUUUCAAUCCCAACUCACUCAGGUUCCUCGAGAUGCUGUUAAUGACACCGUGGGCGAUGUGAGGCAUUGUAGCCUGAGACGGUUUUGCCAUACUGUUUAUAUCAUUAUAGUGAUCCCUUUAAUAUUUCUGGGUGUAUCAAGUCAUUGUAUGCACAUUAGCAGGACUGUUUUUUUUUUAUGGCAAUAUUUGGUUUUUAUUGUUUAAUACUUUGCUUUUUAAGUAUUUAAUUAGCCUCAAACAGACAAACAGUUUCUUUAAUUAUCAAUAAAGUUGACUGUAUCGAUAUCUUGAUAUAAAUUUACACGUAACACAUCUGUAUCGCCCACUCCUGCUACUAAAAAAAAAAUUUGUUUCUUUCACCGACUCAAGAGGGAUAACAAGUGUUAGUAGUAGUCAAGAAAACUGCCAUUUCUUCCUCAGCCCAUAAUUAAACUCUGGAUUUCAUGUUCUUCUUCACUUCUCCCUUUAUUCCUUUGCAGCCAGUUUCACUCAACUUUAACUUUGAUACCAGUAACGUUUAUACCUGAGCCUAUUUGGACCUUUCUGUUUGGGUUCAGGAAUACUACUUUUACCUGACAAAUUCAGGCUAUAAUGUGGUUCAGAAAAGAGAAGCUCCUUUCUAUAUUCUGCUUUCGUGUUUGGACGUUUUUAGUUCAGUGACACACUCCUGUUGUUCCCCCUUUAGCAAAUCCUUCAGUCAUGCAGCUUCGCAGGUGUAGCUGUGGUUUUAGUAUCUGCAGGUCUGUUUGCUUUUGUAAAAGGGGCUUGGUUUCUUUAUUUUAAUACAUUUUGUUCAUGUUAUGUAUAAUUGUAAGCUAUUUAUAGCAAACACAUCCCUGUUGAACAAAUCAAUAAUGCAUUAUGGUUAAUGGUAAUAUUGUAUAACUAGAUUUGUUUUUUAGAUGUUAAAUAUUUUGAUAAUUUAUUUUUUAACAUUCCCACUGUUGCCGACAAUAGUGAAGAUGAGGGUACUGUGUUUUUAUUUGUGUAUGCGGUUUUACGUCUGAUCUCUGUACAAAACUGAUUUGUAUGAUUCCUCAUUAUUUUCCUGCGUCUUUCCUUUGUGCAUCGGUGCUUUCUGCUUUGUGGCGGGGGUACGUGGUGCAUAGAGAAAAGGGUUUGGUUUCUUUGGGUUAUAAUAAUAACUUGUACAUUUAAAAGUGUAAAUUAUGUUUUCAUUUUAUAAAAAAUUAUAUUAAACUACUAUCAGAACAUG